GCCGCGACUCCACGCGUCUCCCAGCUUGAGAUCCCGGGCUGCGGCUGCGCUCCGGGCAGGACGCUGCAUCUCACCGCGGAGGCCCCCGCCGGGCACAAUAAGUGGUCCAAAGUCCGACACAUCAAGGGCCCCAAGGACGCCGAAAGGAGUCGCAUUUUCUCUAAACUUAGUCUCAGUAUCCGCCUGGCCGUUAAAGAGGGAGGCCCCAACCCUGAGUUCAACAGCAACUUGUAUAACAUCUUAGAAGUGUGUCGCAGCAAGCACAUGCCCAAGUCAACGAUUGAGGCAGCACUGAAAACUGAGAAAACUAAGGAUAUUUAUUUGCUGUAUGGGGGUCGAGGCCCUGGUGGCUCUUCUCUGCUCAUUGAGGCAUUAUCUAAUAGUGGCUUCAAGUGCCAGUCAGAUAUUAGACACAUCCUGAACAAGAAUGGAGGAAUGAUGACUGAAGGAGCACGCCACUCCUUUGACAAAAAGGGGGUAGUUACCACUGCAGUGGAGGACAGAGAGAAGAAACCUGUGAACCUGGAGCAUGCCCUGGAGCUGGCAAUUGAAGCAGGAGCUCAAGAUGUCAAGGAAGCUGAAGAUGAAGAAAGGAACUUUUUUAAAUUUAUUUGUGAUGUCUCUUCACUGCAUCAAGUGAGGAAGAAGCUAGACUCCUUGGGCUUGUGUUCUGUAUCCUGUACCCUGGAGUUCAUCCCCCACUCAACAGUGCAGCUGGCUGACCCUGACCUCAAGCAGGCUGCUCAUCUCAUCCAGGCUCUUGUCAACUAUGAAGAUGUGAUUCAUGUCUAUGACAACAUUGAGUAACCAGUCUGCAUGUGCCCUUGGCCCCUUCCUGGGCAAGUGUCAGCCGGUCCUGGAGCACAGGCUCCUACAAUCUCUGAGAGGGAAGCAGGUGGGAAAUGUAGCAGAUUAGUCCUAAGGCCAGGAUUUGUGGCCUUGAGGCCAAGGGAAUCCCAUACUUCUGUGUGGCUGCUUUGUCAGCUCUGCUGGUAUCUCAGCCCUCCUGGAUGCAUGGUGGGACCAGCCAGUUGGGGUGACUCUGACCUCAGGUAGUUGGCCCUUGUGGGAUUUUAAGUACCCCGAGGUACUAUGUACUAGAAACUGCUCUUUACUUGCUUUAUUUUUUUCAAAACAGGGUCUUGUUAUGUAGUUCAGGCUGGCCUUGAACUCACUAUG
Fukomys damarensis (Damara mole-rat) is the source of this 1179-nucleotide messenger RNA. Its product is annotated as translational activator of cytochrome c oxidase 1. NCBI's taxonomy places the organism in Eukaryota, Metazoa, Chordata, Mammalia, Rodentia, Bathyergidae. The transcript has 5 exons. The record is from RefSeq and is a predicted model, not a curated record. Gene Ontology annotation, cellular component: mitochondrion. The annotation marks the transcript as partial.